AGUCAGUGGAGUGCACUACUCGCUAAAGUCGUAAAGGUUGCAUAUUCACAUUUCUUAUUGUCUAAAAAAAAGUUGAAAUAUAAAUUCUGGCUCCGCGACCUAGAGACUGAGCAUCAACACAAUCGCUUGAGUUGCUAGAAAUAGGAGCUAAAUUUAUCUCGAGAUCGCACCUUACCGACUUAGAAAAGAAUAGCACAUCGAGUAAUAUGGUCCUAUGUGUACUGUAGCUCGAUAAGAAAACUCGAUGAUCGCUGUUGUAAUACCUUUGAGUAUAAAUCUGCUUGAUGAGAACAAACCUGGGGUUAAACAACAACAAUAACAGCAGCAGCAGCAGUAGCAGAAGUAGCAGCAACAACAACACCUCUGGCUCCAUGUCCCAAGGGUCGAUUUUGAUAAUCAUAACCAAAUUUCUUUGCUAGAAAUAACAACCCAAAGGCUAAAAUUUCGGUAGUCUAUCUCUUCCGUGGCAAAAAUGGGUUAAUCCCUACAAAAGAAAAGAACGAACGAACGAACGAAUUAACGAACGAAUGAAUUAAUGAAUGAAUGAAAGGAAGGAAUACACUCACACACAUAGGUUACUAGCAUGUGUAGCUACCUAGCUAGCUUGCUAUCUAUUUAGCUAUUUAUUUGGUUUGCUAGCUAGCCGCCUCCUGGUCCGCAUCUGACGAUGUAUAAAUAUUACAACAGCCUGUACGCUUCAGCUGAUGUGAUAGAGAACAACAGUAAACACACAGAAUAAAACCGACUUGCCAGUCGAACGGCCAUGUACCCCGCCACCUCACAUCAUCCAUUGGUUUGUUCUCCUUGCAUCCUCUCUAGCUAUCCAUUUAUCAUCUAUCGACCAUUUCUAAAGAAUUGGCUCGCCACCAACACAUGGGGAUGUAAUAAUAUAUUCGCGUGUAGCAGUAGACGUAGUCAUUUGACUGCAGCCAUGCUGGAGCACCACCGAAGAAAUCAACCUCAAGACUUAUUCUUUGACAUCUAAUGUAGGUAAGGAGCCAUAGGUGGCUCCAUCCACAACAGAUCCAACAUUGGGGCAACUUGUCCUACUGCCUAGUCUCAAUAACAUGUCUGCAUCCAACCAAAAUGAGCGAGUGGUGACGCCAACCCUUAGUGAUGUGCCAUUCUUUGACAGCCUGUUUCGAGAAAUGAAUGUCCAAGUCGAUCAGAUGCACCGUGACAUACAAUCAAUGCGUACUGCAAUGCUUCGAAUGAACCCAAGUGAUGAUUUUGGUGUUGAAUCCAGUACACCAUUGGAUAAAUUUCGUGAUCCUAUUGUUGUUGGCCCAGAUGGUGACAAAUGUUUUCAGGUACAACUUGACGUCAGUCCAUUUAAACCUGAUGAAAUUACCAUCAAAACAAUUGAUAACCAACUGACCAUCCACGCAAAACACGACCAGAAAACAGCCAGUUCCAGCAUCUAUCAUGUCUUCUCUCGGCAAUACACACUCCCAGAUGGCACAAACUCAGAUAAUCUGAGAGCUACUCUUUCUAAUGAUGGUGUUCUCAGUAUCCAAUGUCCAUUGGAAUCAAAUGAGUUAGCUGCCAACUAUCCAAUUGCCAUUCAGAAGGAAUAAUCACCUGCUCCACUUCCCUUACCAAUGCUGUUACUUGCCACAGUGAUACUCUAAGCUACAGUUAAGAGAAUAAUGGUGUGAAAUAAGCAAGGAACUGUUGCUACAGCAGGAAUCCAUAAAGAAGCCUAAGAUGCUGGAAUACAAGAGUUUCUUCGUUUCACUGGUUGUUGGAAAUUAUUAUAACAUGAAAAUUUACACAGAGGACAAUAGAAUCACGUGAUUUUGUUUUCUGUUUUUCUUUAUCUUUCUUCAAGUGUAGCCUUAUUUAAAUAUUAAUUUUGGAGUCAAUAAAUAAACACCUUCAAUAUAACGUAGUGGCAAAAAAUAACAAAAGAAGUCGAAUAUGUAUAUGAAUGUGCAUACAUAGAAAUAUAUGUGUAUAUAUAUACGUUUUUACAUACAUGCAUACAUACAUACAGCCCCCUAAAGCCCUCACUUUUUUUCUUCCUCCAACCACUUUUUCUCAAUCACUCUCUUUAUUUUCCGUCUAUAUUUUGCUUAUCAUGAAGGGCAAGUGUCUGAAAUGUCAAGACUCUCUCCCUUCCUUUAACCUGUUAAACUAAUACAACAUUUGUUAAGACUUGU
This is a messenger RNA of Octopus sinensis (East Asian common octopus), 2162 nucleotides long. Its product is annotated as heat shock protein beta-1-like. Bases 1068 to 1577 code for a protein of 169 amino acids. The transcript has 5 exons. Gene Ontology annotation, biological process: protein refolding; response to heat. Gene Ontology annotation, molecular function: protein folding chaperone. The record is from RefSeq and is a predicted model, not a curated record. Lineage: Eukaryota; Metazoa; Mollusca; Cephalopoda; Octopoda; Octopodidae.